Messenger RNA from Symbiodinium pilosum, 374 nucleotides. Lineage: Eukaryota; Dinophyceae; Suessiales; Symbiodiniaceae. The record is from the annotation of a GenBank genome assembly.
GUGCUCCUCUUGACAGCCUUGGCCGCUUUCGCGCCAAAAUGGGAAGAAGCUAUCGAGCGCUGGUGAAGAUGCUCAGAAUGCCGGAGGUUCAGAUGUCAGGUCAUGCGGAAUGGCAGCACCUUUCUUUGAUUGUGGAUUGCCUACAUGUUGUUGCAGAAGUGGUGCGCUCCAAGCUUUCCAAAGGCAGUUUUCAAGCCCUGGGCACUGACCCGCGAAUCCUUUCAGCGCAGAUUUUGGAGAACCACAUUGCAGAGAAGCGCACGCAAAAAACCGCGUGGUUCGAGCAGCUUGGUGGUUCCUGGCAUCUUCGUGUUGACUCCGAACAUCCAUGGGGUCGCUACAUUUACAAGUUUGCCUACCAAGCCAUGCUUUGA